This is a messenger RNA of Gossypium arboreum, 543 nucleotides long. RefSeq lists its product as uncharacterized. The transcript has 3 exons. The record is from RefSeq and is a predicted model, not a curated record. The coding region runs from base 1 to 543 and encodes 180 amino acids. NCBI's taxonomy places the organism in Eukaryota, Viridiplantae, Streptophyta, Magnoliopsida, Malvales, Malvaceae.
AUGGCUACAAGAUCAGGUGAGUGGGACUGGGAGAAGCUCUUCGGUUUAAUACCACAGUUCUUGCUGAAUAAAAUUGCAGGUAUAAUGUCGCCCUUGGACGGUACAACUAUUGACAGAUGCCAAACACCUCAACGUGUUCAUAGUUUCUUAUGGCUGGCUUAUCGAGAUUGCCUUUUGACAAAUGGUGAACGUACUGGACGAGGGAUCACGGACGAUGCAUGUUGCAAUUGUUGUGGAGAGUUGCUGGAGGCAAUCCUUCAUGUUCUCCAUGAUUGUGUCUACACUAAAAAUGUGUGGAAUUCGUUGCUAACGAGUAAUGUUCGAUGCUGGUUUUUUCAACUACCAUUAGAUGAGUGGAUUGUCAAGAAUAUUCAAGAAGCCUUCCAUCUCAGUUUUGUUGGUAAGGGGGCGGAGGGUGCAAUUCAUAUGGGGAUGUCGGCUAAUGCAAAUUGGGAAGCACCUGAGGAGGGUUGGAUGAAACUCAAUACUCAUGUUGCUGUAGACAGAAGUAAAUGGAAUGCAGGUAUUGCUGGUUUAUUCUAA